Molecule: messenger RNA, 1454 nt
Organism: Haliotis rufescens (red abalone)
Lineage: Eukaryota; Metazoa; Mollusca; Gastropoda; Lepetellida; Haliotidae
Product: solute carrier family 52, riboflavin transporter, member 3-B-like
Exons: 3
Coding region: 1-1443 (480 amino acids)
Biological process (GO): riboflavin transport
Cellular component (GO): plasma membrane
Molecular function (GO): riboflavin transmembrane transporter activity
Source: RefSeq, a predicted model, not a curated record
AUGGAAGGUUCCACCCAACGCGUCAGUGUUGUUGUAUACAUCCUUGUCAUCAUGUUCGGGGUGGCGUCCUGGGUGGACAUCAAUGGUUUGUGGGUGGAGCUACCCAUCAUGGUCCAGGAGCUUCCAGAGGGGUGGAAUCUACCCUCGUACAUGGUUAGCCUAAUGCAGUUGGCUAACCUAGGACCCCUCAUCUUCACACUGACCAGUGUCCAAUGCCCAGGACGUCUUUCCGAGAAGGGGACAAUCUAUUUUAUCAUCACCGUAGGAGCAUCAGCGUGCGUCCUCUUGGUGUUCUUCUGGAGAGAGACAGCGGUUAUUGGUGGCGUUCGGCACAGUGUAGCAUUGUUGAGUCUUAAUUUCUUCCUAGCUUUUGUUGACACCACGUCUUCGGUUGCAUUUCUCCCUUUUAUGGCCAUAUUUAAACCUGCAUACAUGACGGCGUAUUUCAUAGGCGAAGGCUUCAGCGGACUCCUUCCUGGACUGAUGGGCCUCGCUCAGGGAGCCGGUCGUGUCGAGUGUGUUAAUCAUACUGUCAUCAACAAUGUUACAAUCAAUGGAACCUCUUUUGAAAAAGAAGCCUAUCAUGUAAGACCAUCCUACGUCGACAACAACUUCUCAAUUGAGGUCUUCUUCGCCUUCAUCGGCGGCAUGAUAGUGACGUCGGGGAUCUCGUUCACACUGCUCAGCUACCAUCCUCGAUGUAAAAGGGAAUAUGCAGCCUGCCCACCAGCCGCAGCCAACGGUGAUGAUGACACUGACAUUAAUGCUAAACUCAACGAUUGUAAUGGUGAUGAAAUUGACGCUAAACUCAGCGACUGUAGGAAAGGAGAUCGCCAUCUUAUUGCUACACUCGUCGACUCUGAAGAUGAACGGAUUGCCUUCCGGAAGGUCGGUAAAUUACCCAGUGUUUCUACUGAGGACUCACGGGGGAUGACGAGACUAGAAUACAUGGCUUCGCUGCUUCUAACAGGUUGGAUAAAUGCUUUGACAAACGCGGUACUCAUAUCGGUGCAGACCUAUUCGUGUCUACCCUACAGCACCAGCACGUACUAUCUGACUGUUACCCUAGCCAACGUAGCCAAUCCUCUGGCUUCCUUCAUGGCGUUCUUUGUGUACGUCACUUCCGUCCAUGCGCUGUCGGUCCUGUCUCUGAUUGGUUCUCUACUCGGGGUGUACAUCAUGGCUGCUGCGGUUAUGAGUCCGUAUCCGGUUCUUGUGGGAACUGACGUUGGUGGACCUCUGAUGGUGUCAGUUUGGGUCGUCUGUGUAUUCAUCCUCACCUACGCGAAGGUAUCACUGGCGUCGCUCUUCAGGGCGGAAGGCAAGAAAGGUCUGCUUCACUGUGGCGUAGCAACACAAGUCGGCUCCGCCAUUGGAGGUGUUUCCAUGUUCGUCUUCGUCACCAUACUUCAUCUCUUUGUCAUGGUUUACCCGUGUUCAUGAGCUUCAUCAGA